CGGAAGCGCGGCCACGUCUGCCGGAAAAUGGGCUAGCACCGCUCAGCCCGGUUCGGGGCCUGGCAGGGGUUGCUGCUGUACCCCGCUCCUCUCACGGCUCUCCCCCUCGGCCUGGAGAUUUCCCCCGCUGGGAGGAGGUGAGGGCCGGGCUGUGCUGAGGUCUCCGUCCGUCCUGAAGGCUGCCGGCAUAUGGUCCUGAAAUCUUAAUUUUUUAGAGUUUAUCAGCUGUCAUCCAUCAUGUCUUGGCUUGCUGAUCUCGCUGGAAAGGCAGAAGAUCUGCUCAACAGAGUUGAUCAAGGAGCUGCAUCUGCUCUGAGCAAAAAAGACACAGCAAGCAGUGCAGUUUAUGAUCAUAGGAAUUUGGACUCUGGAAAUGAAUAUUCUGAAUUGCACCAGCAUAGUGGAGAACUGAAAUAUCAGACAUCAUCCAAACCAGCCUUCAUCUCCUCAGCAGCUGAUAAUAUUAAACAUCAGAAGGCCACAAUCCUAGCAGGAACAGCAAAUGUUAAGCCAGCACGUAGGACAUCUUCGGAGGUUGCUUCUCCAGGAGAAAGUGUUUCCACACCCAGAGCUACCUCACAUUUUGUGAGAAGAAAAAAGUCUGAACCUGAUGAUGAAUUGCUAUUUGACUUUCUCAACAGUUCGGAGAAAGAGCCUAAUGGAAGGAUGGACUCUAAAAAAGAGAAGAGCAAGGCACCUGUUCUUCAAAAUCACUCUCGGACUUCAAGCAUUAGUUCUGUGUCUACAAGUACACAGAGUGCAACAACUACUGAAGAUAAUUCCAUCAGGAGCCAAGGCAAUGAAACUCCAGACAGUUCAGAUUCUCGACUGGGAGCACAAGGUGAUGGCGUGAAGGAUUCAUCCCAAAGUGCAGUAACUAAUCCCAGCCUUUCAGCUAAUGACGAUUGCAAAUCACAUGAGCUAUCCAAUCUUCGUCUGGAGAAUCAGCUGCUGCGGAAUGAAGUUCAAUCUUUAAAUCAAGAAAUGGCUUCAUUAAUUCAGAGGUCCAAAGAAACACAAGAAGAAUUGAACAAAUCCCGGGAAAGGGUUGAGAAGUGGAAUGUGGACCAUUCAAAGAAUGACAGGAUGGUUAGAGAACUUCGAGCUCGAGUUGAUGAUCUGACAGAAGCUGUUGGUGCCAAGGAUUCACAGCUAGCUGUGCUGAAAGUACGGCUGCAAGAAGCUGAUCAGCUCCUAAGUGCUCGGAAAGAAGCUUUGGAAGCAUUGCAGAGUGAAAAAUCACGGAUAAUUCAAGACCACAGUGAAGGGAGCAGUUUGCAAAAUCAAGCCCUUCAAACUCUUCAGGAGAGGCUGCAUGAUGCAGACUCCGCACUCAAGCGAGAGCAAGAAAGUUACAAACAAAUGCAGAAUGAGUUUGCGUCUCGUCUAAGUAAAAUGGAAGCAGAGCGUCAGAACUUGGCAGAAGGAAUAACUGUAGCAGAAAGAAAGUAUUUAGAUGAAAAGAGGAGAGCUGAUGAGCUUCAGCAACAAGUCAAAAUAACUAAAAACCACCUAGAAUCUGCAAAACAGGAACUGGCAGACUAUAAACAGAAAGCUACUCGCAUACUCCAAUCUAAAGAAAAGUUAAUAAACAGCUUAAAAGAAGGCUCUGGUAUUGAAGGCCUGGAUAGCAAUGCUGCAAGCACAAUGGAACUGGAAGAACUGAGACACGAGCGAGACACUCAGAGAGAAGAAAUACAAAAGCUAAUGGGGCAAAUCCAACAGCUGAGAACAGAGCUGCAGGAUAUGGAGACUCAGCAGGUAAGUGAAGCUGAGUCAGUGAGAGAGCAGCUUCAGGACCUACAAGAGCAAAUAGCAGCACAUAAAAUGGCCAAACAAGAGACAGAAGCUGAACUAGAACGGCAAAAGCAGGAACUCCAUUAUACCGAAGAAGAAUUGUAUCGAACAAAGAAUACUUUGCAAAGCAGAAUAAAAGACAGAGAGGAAGAAAUUCAGAAGCUCAGAAAUCAGCUGACAAACAAGGCUAUGAGUAGUAGUAGUCAGACAGAAUUAGAAAAUCGGCUUCAUCAGCUGACAGAAACACUAAUUCAGAAGCAAACCAUGUUAGAGAGCCUGAGCACAGAGAAAAAUUCACUUGUCUAUCAACUGGAACGACUCGAGCAACAGCUGAAGGCUACCCCAGGCACUGGUAGUAACGGACCUUCCAUUAAUAUGGCAGGCAUUGACAGUGCUGAAGGUGCUCGUAUGCGCAAUGUUCCUGUCCUGUUCAGUGACGUGGAUACAAACAUGGCAGGAAUGUAUGGGAGAGUUCGCAAAGCUGCCAGUAGUAUAGAUCAGUUUAGCAUUCGGCUGGGGAUCUUUCUCAGGCGGUAUCCCAUAGCCAGAGUCUUUGUGAUCAUUUACAUGGCGUUGCUUCAUCUCUGGGUGAUGAUUGUUCUACUUACUUAUACCCCAGAAAUGCAUCAUGACAGUCCCAGUGGCAGAUAGGCUGAGAUGGGACCGUAUGCUGUGUCUUUGGAAUAAUCAGUUCUGAAAUAUCAGCAAACUUUUCCUCAUGGUUUUUAGGAAGAAUGAAAACCAUCAUGUCUGAUUUAUCACUACUUUUCAAAUACAUGUAUAAUACCGUGUAGCUUUUUCAGUUUACCUAAAGGAACGUCACUUCCCUGGAGAAAUAAAGCUCAUAAGUUAAGCUAUGGUUAGCCUUUACAUUUUAUGUAGGCCUUCUGGUGGUUAGUGUAAAAGAUAAGGGUUGUACCUACAGAGAAAUGCAAGGAUUUCUAAAAUUACAGAUAUCUAUGAUACAAACUAUUUUAGAUCAUACUGGAUGUGGGCUCUGGUCAGGUAAUAAGCUGUACUUAGCAAUUUAAAUAAACUUUAUUCUUUCUGGUUUAUUUCAGUCUGCUUUUGCACUUCUCUUUUUAACUUUUGUAAAUAAUAGCUUUUUCCUUAACAUGUUAAACUUAAAAAGGACAAUGGAUUGGUGCAAUAUCUUUUUGUAAAUAAGGUUAAAAAUAAAAUAAUAUGCAUUCUUCUUAGCUUUGUACUUCUAGUGCAAUAGAUGUAUCUUACCUACCAGCUGAAUAGUGGCACUGCCUAUCUAAAGGCUGGUAUUUUAGCUUUAUUAGGGCAAGAGAGAGCUGGUUUUGAGAAGAAAGGUUUGAAUUCUUUAGAAAUAAUGGUGUUUCUUUUUGCACUUGAAAUUUAUAUAUUUUUACUGCAUUUUCUUAUACCUCUCUCAUUACUGUGUGUCUUAAUCAGAUCUUAUAUUCAUCAAAAUACUUUCUAAAGCUUUGGGUACUUAAUUAAGAUUAUUUCUAUACAAAGUCUAUCAGAACAUCAAAAAUUUCUUAUGUCUAAACACUUACCAAAAAUACUAAUAAACGAACUUCAUCAAAAAUUAAUGGCCAACCCCGUUAUACCAAAGUUACUGUAAUAGUUCUGUCGUUAGAGCAUGGCAUUCUGUGAUUAUAAAUUAUCAAUAGAUAAUAAUAAUACAAGGUCACUUUUCUUCCCUAAGAAAUUUCUUGUUUUCUUGUGUGGUGCUCGAAGCUGAGUAAUGAGAAGAUGACUACAAGCAAUUUCUGGCUCCUGCUCUUAGGAAUACAGUCUGGGUUUUGUGUGACUUAACACACCAAGAGUUGGUUCUGUGCACGACGUCUGUCAUGUGAACUCCUAUGGAAAUGUUACAGUAGACAAAGGACUGUAUUGCUGCUCCGAUUCAGAUCUUGCAGAGAAAACUGAAAUGUUUUGAUGAACUAACUAAUAAAAGAGAGCAUUUACUGGAA
Molecule: messenger RNA, 3746 nt
Organism: Calidris pugnax (ruff)
Lineage: Eukaryota; Metazoa; Chordata; Aves; Charadriiformes; Scolopacidae
Gene: GOLGA5
Product: golgin A5
Exons: 13
Coding region: 238-2448 (736 amino acids)
Biological process (GO): retrograde transport, vesicle recycling within Golgi; Golgi organization
Cellular component (GO): Golgi cisterna; Golgi membrane
Source: RefSeq, a predicted model, not a curated record